UUCUAAAGUUGUGGAGGUUAAUCCAUACUCUAUCCAUCUUUACAUUGUGCAACAUGCCCGAAUUCAAGGAACGCCAACUCGUCACAGAUCCCCAAAAGGCUUUUCAUUAUACAGACCUCCAGCGGUUGAAGCCUACCAGGGAGAAUGAUCCCUAUGAGUAUCAAGCAGGAUGGGGGAACAGACACAUGUCGGAGUUGAUUCCUGGUACACUUCCAGUAGCACAGAACAACCCCCACGAAACCCGAUUUGGCUUGUAUACUGAAGGUAUUACCUAUUCGGCGUUCGCCGCCCCACGACACUCCAACUUCAGUACAUAUAUGUACCGGUGUAGACCGUCAGCAGCACACAAGGGAUAUGUGCCAGUCAAGACAAAAUCCAAUAUUGAGAACUGCUUCCUGUCGAUCAACUCCAAAGUCGAAACUCUGCCCGAACAAGCAGAAUGGCAUCCUUUCCCGCUUCCCAAAGAUGACGAAAAGAUCGACUUUGUUGAUGGUCUGCACACUUUGGCCGGCAGUGGCGAUCCCAACAUCCGCGAGGGUAUCGCUCUGUACGUGUACAUGAUCAAUUCGAGCAUGGAAAAUCGUGCCUACUGCAACACAGAUGGCGACUUCCUCAUCUGUGGACAACUCGGCAUCUUAGACAUCAAAACGGAAAUGGGCAAGAUCUUUCUGCAACCGGGAGAAAUCUGCGUGAUCCAGCGUGGCAUCCGGUUCUGCAUCAAUCUCGCUCCCGGCAGCCCGCAAGCUCGUGGUUAUAUAACAGAAGUAUGGGGUUCCAUGUGGGAGCUGCCUGAUCUCGGUCCUCUCGGUGGUCAUGGACUGGCCAACCCGCGCGACUUCUUGUUUCCAGUCGCCGCCAUCGACGAUGACUUGCACGUGGACUGGGAGAUUGUGAACAAGAUGAACGGCAAGCUCGAAGCUAUCCAACAGGACCACAGCCCCUUUGACCUCGUGGCAUGGCAUGGCAACGUCGUUCCAUACAAGUACGACCUCACCAAGUUCUCGUCGCAAAACAGCACUUCCAUCGACCAUACCGAUCCCUCCAUCUUCUGCGUGCUUACCGCUAAAUCGCGCGACCCCGUAACUCCCCUCGCAGAUUUCUUGUGGUUCGGACCUCGAUGGGACGUGGCAACAAACACCUUUCGCCUGCCAUACUUCCACCGCAAUUCAGCUUCCGAGUUCCUUGCCUGUCUAUACGGCAAAGGUCUUGGACGAAGUGACGAUUUCCAACCCGGUGGAGGGUCUUUUGAGGGAGGUCACACGCCACAUGGUGGAUUUCACGAGGGAUACCAGCAUGGAAUGAGAAUCCACGAAAGUCAACCGGAACGGAUUCUCGAAGACCAACUCACCGUCAUGAUCGAAUCAAGCCGUCUCUUCCUCUGGACCGAGUACGCGCGUAAAGGCUGCGGCACAAUCUCCACACACGGCACCGACUACAGUGUCUGGGAUGCUCUUCCCGACCGCUUCUCUGCCAACUCCAAAGCAAAAGAGCUCCUCGCACGCAUCAAAGCCGACAAGCUCGCCGAAAAGAAACGUCUCGCGCCCUAUUACAUUGGCGGUUUUGCGCACGGCGCAAACACGAGCGAUUCAGGCGCUGGCGUGCACUACAACGAGUUGCGCGAGUUUCUGGAGGAAGAUGCAAAGCCAAAGACCAAUGGCGUGACUUUGUCGAGCGGAUCGACUCACGUGAACGGGGUCAGCGAAUCCAACGGAACUAAUGGAAUCCCAAAGGCUCAUACCGUCAAUGGCGCGCCGACUGAGUUUGUGGGCUCUGAGAACCGGAACAUCCCUGAGCAGGUUAAGCAGGUUGUUGCUGACUUGGGUCCUGCGGAACCUAUGGGUGUUGCGUAUUAG
Messenger RNA from Periconia digitata, 1853 nucleotides. NCBI's taxonomy places the organism in Eukaryota, Fungi, Ascomycota, Dothideomycetes, Pleosporales, Periconiaceae. The record is from the annotation of a GenBank genome assembly.